AAAAGAGGUUAACUCGUGGUUGGCUUUAUUUAGAUUUUAGUGGCUCACGGAAACGACAAACCACCGCCUCCCGCUUCUCUCUAUAAAUACGUCCAAUCUCGAACGCUAAUUCAUCUCAUCAAAUCGAGAAAUCUUGAAAGCGAAGAUUUGAAAGUUAAACGCGUUCAAUUCUAGGCGACCGAAGUUCCUCUCCAACAACUUUCAUGGUUGAUCUCGACCUCCAGAUUCCAACCGCUUUUGAUCCCUUUGCUGAGGCCAAGGAUUCGGGUGCCCCAGGAGCCAAGGAGUAUGUGCAUAUACGCAUACAACAGAGGAAUGGGAAGAAAAGCUUGACGACAGUCCAGGGGCUGAGAAAGGAAUUCAGCUACGAAAAGAUUCUUAAAGAUGUAAAGAAAGAGUUCUGCUGCAAUGGUAAUGUUGUUCAGGAUAAAGAACUGGGCAAGGUGAUUCAGCUCCAAGGUGAUCAGCGCAAGAAUGUUUCUCAAUUCCUAAUCUCUGCUGGUAUUGUGAAGAAGGAUCAGAUCAAGAUUCAUGGUUUCUAGGCCUCUGGAGCCAUUAAUUUGAUUAGUUGAAGAUAUAUGGUGGUUGAGUAUUAAAGUGUGUUAUUUGGAGAUUGUGAGUGAUCCUUGAGAACAAUCUCUUUUCUGUCUGCUGCAGUUUUCAUUUUCAACCCCUUGAUGUUUUCAUGGGGUAUCCAGUAAACUGUAACUGCACUUCUUUUAUUAAUGAAGUUGAUAUCUGCUCAAGUAAUGCAGAUUUGUCUAUUU
This is a messenger RNA of Sesamum indicum (sesame), 767 nucleotides long. Its product is annotated as protein translation factor SUI1 homolog. NCBI's taxonomy places the organism in Eukaryota, Viridiplantae, Streptophyta, Magnoliopsida, Lamiales, Pedaliaceae. Gene Ontology annotation, molecular function: translation initiation factor activity. The record is from RefSeq and is a predicted model, not a curated record. Gene Ontology annotation, biological process: translational initiation.